Penicilliopsis zonata CBS 506.65 is the source of this 750-nucleotide messenger RNA. RefSeq lists its product as hypothetical. Bases 1 to 750 code for a protein of 249 amino acids. The record is from RefSeq and is a predicted model, not a curated record. Gene Ontology annotation, cellular component: cytoplasm. Gene Ontology annotation, molecular function: superoxide dismutase copper chaperone activity; copper ion binding. Gene Ontology annotation, biological process: removal of superoxide radicals. Lineage: Eukaryota; Fungi; Ascomycota; Eurotiomycetes; Eurotiales; Aspergillaceae. The transcript has 4 exons.
AUGAUUGAGCCAUUCCAGACUACAUUUGCGGUCCCUAUGACCUGCGAUAGCUGCGUGAAGGAUAUUUCCAACGCUCUGAUCGAGGUUGAAGGAAUCAAGAAGGUUGAGGCCAACCUGGAGAACCAGCUCGUCUUCGUUGAGGGAACUGCGCCGCCCAGCUCCAUUGUCUCCGCUAUCCAAGGGACUGGUCGGGAUGCGAUCCUGCGAGGCAGUGGUUCAACAGAUAGCUCAGCCGUGUGCAUUCUCGAAACACACUCCUCCACCGUGCAGAAUAAUAUCCGCGGACUUGCGCGCAUUGUCCAGGUUUCUUCGUCCAAGACCAUUUUCGACCUUACGAUCAACGGCCUUGGCCCUGGGAGAUAUUGCAUCACCGUCCGCGAGACCGGAGACAUCUCACAAGGUGCCGAGUCGACAGGAGGCAUCUGGGAUAGCCUCAAGUCCAAGGUGCUAGGGUCAGGACCACAACCAGUCAAGGAACCCCGCGGCAACUUUGGCUAUAUGAAAGUGACCGACAAGGGCCUGGGGCACGUCUUCAUCGAGCGGCAGCUAGCCGUGUGGGAAAUUAUCGGCCGGAGUAUGGUGGUCUCGAAGACGGAGGAGGGACCUUUCAGCAAGGAGGACCCGGAUACGCUGGUGGGCGUGAUCGCUCGCAGCGCAGGCGUCUGGGACAACGACAAGACGGUCUGCUCAUGUUCGGGGAAGAAUGUCUGGCAGGAACGCCAGGAGCAGGUCGGUAAGGGCAUGGUAUAA